This is a messenger RNA of Aspergillus uvarum CBS 121591, 3693 nucleotides long. RefSeq names its product hybrid sensor histidine kinase/response regulator. The transcript has 5 exons. The coding region runs from base 1 to 3693 and encodes 1230 amino acids. Gene Ontology annotation, molecular function: histidine phosphotransfer kinase activity; phosphorelay sensor kinase activity. The record is from RefSeq and is a predicted model, not a curated record. Lineage: Eukaryota; Fungi; Ascomycota; Eurotiomycetes; Eurotiales; Aspergillaceae. Gene Ontology annotation, biological process: phosphorelay signal transduction system; protein autophosphorylation.
AUGACCUCUCCUCCUCUUCCUCCUAAGAAAUCCCCCGCCGGUGGGUGCACUCGCCACCCUGAUGGAGAGGGGACGACGACCACCCCCGAUCCUGCGCGGGACCAUGACGCUGGCCGUCGAGCCCGCGAAGUGUACAGUAUCUUCCACCCACAGAGCCUCAUCUCGCCAAUCGAGGAAGAGGCUGAGCCGACAUCGCCACUCCCCCCUGAUCAACGUACCCCGAGUACCCCCAAUGGGGGUGUGAGCUCCCAGCGUUAUUCUUAUGUUGCCUCCCCCUCCCCCGCAGGGUCUCCCCACCUGCACGCCGUAGACACUGAAUAUACGGUCCCCUUGGUGCUCGAGCCACAUCUGAGCCACCACAACGAGACUUUGACCUCCUUCGCCCAACUGGCCGCGUUGCGCCUGGAUGUCGAGCGCGUGCUCAUUAGCGUCUCCGAUCAGGACUCGCAGUUCAUCAUCGCCCAAGCCGCACAGACAAACCAGGGUGAUGUGGAUUUGCAAGACCUGGGCGAAGGGGUGUGGAAUGGCAACUCCAGACUCUCCCUAGAUGACUGGAUCAUGUGCAGGGAUACCCUGGAGCUCCCGCCAUCCAACCGGGAGAAAAGCCUCUCCGCGUUCAUCGAGGUCAACGACCUCAGGGCCGACGAGCGGUACAAGAAUCUCCCGUUCGUCCGCGGGGACCCCGGCUUCCGCUUCUACGCCGGCACGCCGCUGACCGCGGAGAAGAAGAUCAACAUUGGCUCGAUCUUCGUGCUGGACAAAAAGCCCCACCCCGCGGGGCUGAGCGCGGUCGAGAAGAACGCCUUGGUGACCGUAGGCGCCUUGGUCAGCGAGUAUCUCGCCGUCAGUCGACAGGCCACCGAUGGACGACGCGCGGCCAGACUCUCCCGCGCCCUGAAUUACUUUGUCGAAGGCAGUUCGGAGAUUGGGGAGCGGGCUUCGACGGCUCCCAGCACGCCCGCCGCCGUGGGGACCGCCUCGGUGUCGUGGUCGCCGCCACCACCACCACCGCUAUCCACCCUUUCCGCUCUGCGAUCCGCGGACUCCUCAUCCGUGAAGCACAGCGAGACUCGCUCGCAUCGGUCACGCAGCUCCCGUGGGACGUGGAGCCAGAGCAUCCGGUCUGCCGGGGCUCGAUCCGCGUCACGCGACAGGCGCGGGUCUGCGGCGUCGCGAUCCGAGACCAGCACAAAUCGAACGCCGGAGGCCUCGUCGUCCGGGGACUCGUGGAUGUUCCAGCGUGCGGCCAACUUAAUCCGGCAGAGUCUGGAGCUGGGCACCGACGGUGGUGUGAUCUUCCUACGCGCCGACCCCCAUCUUGUCCAUGAUGCCAAAUGGCGCAGCAGCAACAACAUCGGCGAGAAAGCCCCGCGCGAACCUACUCUGCCCCAUGUGCUGGCGGCGUCGACCGCGCACGAGCCCUUCGCCCCACAGCCCGGCUCCAAGACCAAGACGCAGUAUCCAGCCUCGGAGUUGAACGUCGAGUUCCUGCACCAGUUGCUGGACCGAUAUCGCCAUGGCAGACUGUGGUCCUUCCACCGGGACGGACUGCUCUCCAGCUCCGAUGACGACCGACCCUCGCCCGCGCGCACCGACUCCCAGCAGAGCACCGACGAAUCGCGGGUGCAGAAAGCCUCCGAAAACUCGACCCUCAACCGCUAUUUCCCCGGCGCGACGCAGGUGCUGUUCGUGCCGCUGUGGAACGCGGCGGACUCGCAGUGGUUCGCCGGGUGCUUCUGCUGGAACACGCUGGAGACGCGCGUGUUCAACCCGGCCGUCGAGCUAAGCUCCAUGCUGGGGUUCGGGUCAUCCGUCAUGGCCGAAUACAUCCGCAUGCAGUCGGUGGCCGCAGACCGCCAGAAGAGUCAUUUCAUUGGUAGUAUCUCGCAUGAACUACGCAGCCCGUUGCACGGAAUCAUGGCCGCCGGCGAAUUCCUGCAGGGCACCCGAAUGGACGAGUUCCAGCGCUCCUUGCUGGACACCAUUUCCAAGUGCGGCCGCACCCUGCUCGACACCAUGAACCAGGUGCUGGAUUACAGCAAGACCGUCUCAUCGGAGCGCGGCCGGGCCCACGCCAAGCGCCGCAGCGCGAAGCGAACCAACUCCGGCGCCUCCUCGUUGCUGGACACUUCCGUGGCGACAGACUUGAGUGCCCUGGCCGAGGAAGUCGUGGAGGGGGUGUAUCUGGGCCACGCGUAUGGACAACGAUCUACCGCCCCGUCGGACUGUCCGGAGAAUAUGGCGCAGAAGUCGCUGGUGGACGCGUCGUACCCGACCUCAGAUAAGCCAGCCGUGGAAGUCGUGCUGGAUAUCGCGCAACACAAUUGGAUGUACCAGACCCACCCGGGCGCGCUGCGGCGCAUCAUCAUGAACCUCGUGGGCAAUGCGCUGAAAUACACCGAGGUCGGGAAGGUAUCCCUGGAGAUGGACGUGAUCGAGGCGGCGCCACGGAAGGCGGGCGCUGCUGCUGCUGCAAAGGCUGGAGAAACGCUUGUGCUGACGGUGUCCGACACGGGCAAGGGCAUCUCCGAAGAGUUCUUGCGUAAUCGACUCUACACCCCAUUCGCGCAGGAGGAUCCGUUGGCCGUAGGCACCGGCUUGGGGCUGUCGAUUGUGCGCAGUCUGCUAAAAUCCCUCGAUGGCGACAUCGCGUUCGAUAGUCGCGCAGGCGAAGGCACAAUCGUCAAAGUAACCAUGCCUCUGACUCGACCUGGUCUUGAGGAUCUUUCCCUUGAUCGCGAUCUCCAGAAUCUGACGAUCCAGGAAAGCAAAGGCUCUGGACCGAUUGGCAAGCAUACCGGGCGACGAGCCAGUAUCCUUCUCGAAGGAGACGCGGAGGACAUCUUGUCGUCCCCUCGAUGGACGAUCAUCAGCCGCUACCUGAUCGGCUGGUUUGGGAUUGAGCUUGUGCCGCACGACUCCGACUCGCCCGUGGACUUCAUGCUUGUGGAUGGAACUUCCACCGUCCCAGUUGAAACAGACACCAUUCUUCCCCCGAUAAUCGUCGUAUGGGACCCUUCCGCAUCUCCAUCGAACCCCCUGCCGGGCUGGCUGUCGUCGGCACCGACCGUAAACUUUGUCCGCCUACCGUGCGGGCCGUGGAAGCUGGCGGCUGCCAUUGAGCGCUGCCUGAAUCAACAAUCGGAGACAUCCUCUGUUGCCCCUCAGCUGAACGGACUACCUGUCGGGCACGACAACCAACAUCCAGCUGCAAGCGCUACAAAAUCCUUACCCUCGCUUUGCCCACAUUGCCAGAUCGCAUCCACACAGCAGGAUGCGGUAAUCGAACGAACCACGCGGGGCCCGCGAGUCCUAGUCGUCGAAGACAACCCCAUCAACCGCAACCUCAUCCUGACAUUCCUGAAGAAACGGAACCUGGCUGCGCUCGCUUCGGCCGACAACGGCAAGCGCGCCGUCGAAGCGGUCGAGCAGGAGAAGCAGGGCUACGACCUGAUCUUCAUGGACAUAUCGAUGCCAGUGAUGAACGGCUUUGAAGCCACACGCGCGAUCCGCGCCCUCGAAAGGGAGCGGGACAGCGGCGUCCCGGCCAAGAUCAUCGCACUGACCGGCCUCAGCAGUGCGCAGGAUGAGACCGAGGCGUUGAACUCCGGGAUGGAUAUGUUCGUGACCAAGCCCUUCUCGUUCGAGAAGCUGUCCGAAUACCUAGAGAAGUGGGAGCAGAAUGAAUUAUGA